This is a messenger RNA of Drosophila bipectinata, 6516 nucleotides long. It is a transcript of the gene Abl, whose product is annotated as tyrosine-protein kinase Abl. The record is from RefSeq and is a predicted model, not a curated record. Gene Ontology annotation, molecular function: protein binding; ATP binding; non-membrane spanning protein tyrosine kinase activity. Lineage: Eukaryota; Metazoa; Arthropoda; Insecta; Diptera; Drosophilidae. Gene Ontology annotation, biological process: protein phosphorylation.
AUCAAAUCCAAAGGUACAACGUCGCGGAUCGUCGUGCGUGUGUGUGCAAAUGGAUAAAAUGCAGAGAUCUAGAUAGAGCAGCGCACAGGCAGUGGAUAUCCGGAAUAUGUUAGCCUGAUCCGUCUGCGGACCGAACCGAUUAAGACGUGACAAGAGUUGAGGCCGAUUCGGAGCAGCCAUAGUGUCGCAAGUCGAGAGUCCAAGGAGCCAGUCGAGACAAAGUGCAUUUUCAGGGCGUGUUUGUGGCCCCCCGCACCCACUGGCCCGCUGGCCUCCCCCCCGCGAACACGCAGCCUCCCCCGUCCGUUGGUGGCGACAAAAAAAAAUAAAUAAAAAGCUUGCCCGCAAGAUGCUGCAAAUUCGCAAUUCCACCUGAAAAUCAACAGCAAUCGACGAGCAGCAGCAGCAGCAGCAAAAAUUUGCAAAACUUCCUUUUCUGCGUGUGUGUGGUGUGGUGUCUCCAAUCUCCAAUUUCCAAUCUCUUUUUGUCUACUCCAAAACGCGCAGAAAGAGAGCAAAAGAAAAUGUGUGCGUGUGUGUGCAAAGUCUGUGUGAAACAAAACGUAAUGAAAUAAGUUAAAGCAAAGGCAAAUAAUUGAUUGCAAGUGCCAGCCGAAGAGAAAAAAAAAAAUAUAUAAAAGUUUAAGGAGUACUACUAGUGCCUAGUACUAGUAAUUGCAGAGGCCAUAAGCCAGGAGGGAGAAGGAAGCAGGAAGCGCGAGAGAGAAAAGUGUACAAGUUGUUGUUGCUGCGCACGAGCGAUAGCAACGGUAAAAACCACCCGACCGCCCACUAGAUAUGGGUGCUCAGCAGGGCAAGGAGCGGGGCUCGCACUCCGGCGGCGGCGGUGGCGGUGGCGGCAGCGGUGCCCCCGUCAGCUGUAUCGGCCUCUCGUCGAGCAGCAGCCCAGUGGCCUCCCAUUCGCCGCACUGCAUCAGCUCCGGCAGCUCCAGUAACGCCCCCCUGGGCGGUGGAUCCACAUUGCGCGGCUCCCGCAUCAAGUCCUCGUCCUCCGGCGUUAGCAGUGGGGCCGGUACACCCAGUGGCCUGUCCCAGCGUAGCGGCGGUGGCAACCACAAGGACUCCUCGAGAUGUAAUCCGUCCGUGGGACUCAACAUCUUCACCGAGCACAACGGUACCAAGCACAGCUCUUUUCGCAGCCACCAAGGCAAAUAUCAUUUAGAAGCCCUGCUGCAAUCGCGUCCAUUACCUCACAUUCCGGCCGGAAGCACGGCAGCCUCUCUGUUGGCCGACGCCGCUGAGCUUCAGCAGCAGCAACAGCAGCAGCAGCAGGAUUCCGGUGGUGUGGGUCUGCCACUUGGUGGUGGCUCCUCCCUGGGAGGAGCGAACACAUCGGUGUUUGAGUCGACGCAUCGAUGGACCUCCAAGGAGAACCUGCUAGCCCCCGGACCCGAGGAGGAUGACCCCCAGCUGUUUGUGGCGCUGUACGACUUCCAGGCCGGUGGCGAGAACCAGCUGAGCCUCAAGAAGGGCGAGCAGGUGCGCAUCCUCAGCUACAACAAGUCGGGGGAGUGGUGUGAGGCCCAUUCCGACUCUGGGAACGUGGGCUGGGUGCCCUCCAACUAUGUGACACCGUUGAACUCCCUGGAGAAGCACUCGUGGUACCACGGCCCGAUCUCCCGUAAUGCUGCCGAGUAUUUGCUGAGCUCGGGGAUCAAUGGGAGUUUCCUGGUGCGGGAGAGCGAGAGCUCGCCGGGUCAGAGGAGCAUCAGUCUAAGAUACGAAGGUCGAGUCUACCACUACCGCAUCUCGGAGGAUCCGGACGGCAAGGUCUUUGUCACCCAGGAGGCCAAGUUCAACACCCUGGCCGAGCUGGUGCAUCACCACAGCGUCCCGCAUGAAGGCCAUGGCCUGAUUACACCGCUCCUGUAUCCGGCACCGAAGCAAAACAAACCCACCGUCUUCCCGCUGAGUCCGGAGCCGGACGAAUGGGAGAUCUGCCGCACGGACAUCAUGAUGAAGCACAAACUGGGCGGCGGGCAGUACGGCGAGGUAUACGAGGCAGUGUGGAAGCGCUACGGCAACACAGUGGCUGUCAAGACUCUGAAGGAAGACACCAUGGCCCUGAAGGACUUCCUCGAAGAGGCGGCCAUCAUGAAGGAGAUGAAGCAUCCGAAUCUGGUCCAGCUCAUAGGUGUCUGCACCCGAGAGCCACCGUUCUACAUCAUCACCGAGUUCAUGUCGCACGGCAAUCUGCUCGACUUCCUGCGCUCCGCCGGCCGCGAGACCCUCGACGCCGUGGCCCUGCUCUACAUGGCCACGCAGAUCGCCUCCGGUAUGAGCUACCUGGAGACGCGCAACUACAUCCACCGCGACUUGGCCGCCCGCAACUGCCUUGUUGGAGACAACAAGCUGGUCAAGGUGGCGGACUUCGGGCUGGCGCGUCUGAUGCGGGACGAUACGUACACGGCCCAUGCCGGAGCCAAGUUCCCCAUCAAGUGGACCGCCCCCGAGGGACUGGCGUACAACAAGUUCAGCACCAAGUCGGAUGUAUGGGCCUUCGGGGUACUGCUAUGGGAGAUCGCCACGUACGGGAUGUCUCCGUAUCCGGGCAUCGAUCUCACCGAUGUCUAUCACAAGCUGGAGAAGGGCUAUCGCAUGGAACGGCCGCCGGGAUGCCCGCCAGAGGUGUACGAUCUGAUGCGACAGUGCUGGCAGUGGGACGCCGCCGAUAGGCCCACGUUCAAGAGCAUACACCAUGCGCUGGAGCACAUGUUUCAGGAAUCGUCCAUCACCGAAGCGGUCGAGAAGCAGCUGAACGCCACCAGUAGCUCCUCCUCAGUUCAACAGCCGAGCUCAUCGGGUAUAGGGACUGGCUCUGGUGGAGUAACAACCUCCACGACGGUCCCCAGCGGUGCUUCCUCCUCCUCCCUCAGCCUCACCCCGCAGAUGGUAAAGAAGGGUCUGCCCGGCAAUCAGAACCUCACGCCUCACAGCGAUCUGCAGCAGCAGGCCAGCACACCCAUGUCAGAAACCGGCUCCAGUUCCACCAAGCUGAGCACCUUCUCCAGCCAGGGCAAGGGCAAUGUCCAGAUGCGACGCACCACCAACAAGCAGGGCAAGCAGGCACCAGCUCCACCCAAGCGUACCAGUCUUCUCUCCAGCAGUCGGGAUUCGACUUAUCGCGAGGAGGAUCCUUCAGCGCAAAGAUGCAACUUCAUCGAUGAUCUCACCACCAACGGUAUUACAAAAAUGAAAAAUGUCAACUAUUUCAGUCAGACCCUUUCUAGAAAUUUCAAGACCCAAAUACCAACCCAUCAUACCCAACAAAUACGAACACAACAACAACUACAACAACAGUCUGUACAACAUCCAGUACAGCAACAACAACAACAACAACAGAAACAACAACAGUAUUCCAUUAAGAAAUCGUCCUCCUGCAGUAGUUUCCUUUACGACAUUUUAUUUCGAGGCUUGGCCCGAGACAUCAAUAGCUUGACGCAGCGCUAUGACUCCGAAACGGAUCCGGCGGCUGAUCCUGACACCGACGCCACGGGCGAUAGUCUGGAACAGGGCCUGACUGCUGCACCGAUCCAAGCUCCCAACAAGAUGCAGCACUCCCUGCACGGAGGUGGAAGCGGCAUUGGACCCCGAUCCUCGCAGCAGCACAGCUCCUUCAAGCGGCCAACGCCCACGCCCGUGAUGGGCAAUCGGGGACUGGAGACACGCCAGAGCAAGCGCUCCCAGCAGCACCCUCAGCUACCACCGACCCAAUCGCAUCCCGGCAAUGGGAUAACCACCAAUGCUCAUCCUAUCACCGUCGGAGCACUGGAGGUGGUGAAUGUCAAGCAGCAGGCGAACCGCUACGGCACCCUGCCAAAGGUGGCCAGGAUUGGAGCAUACCUGGACAGCCUGGAGGACAGCAGUGGUGCCUGUGAAGCGGCACCAGGCUCACCCGGUCCAGUUCCUCCGCCGCCAGCCAACGGGCACAGCACUCCGCCGGGAGCACGCCUGAACCCAAAGAUGAACACUCCCAUUCCGCCGCAGCAGAUGAUUCGCAGCAAUUCCUCGGGCGGCGUCACCAUGCAGAACAAUGCCGCCGCCAGUCUCAAUAAGCUCCAGCGCCACCGCACCACCACGGAGGGCACCAUGAUGACCUUCUCCUCCUUCCGACAGGCCGCGUCCCCGAAGCGCAGUGGCUCUGGGGUGGGAUCCGGCGCCCAGCAACCGGCUCUGGCCAAUCUGGAGUUCCCGCCACCACCACUGGACUUGCCGCCGCCUCCGGAGGAAUUCGAGGCCGCUCCACCGCCCCCGCCGCCGGCGCCAGAGAGUGCUGUCCAAGCCAUCCAGCAGCAUCUCCAUGCCCAGAAUCCGGCCAACAACGGCAAUAUAGGCAACGGGAUGGCCAACAACAACAACGACAGCAGCCAUAACGAUGUCAGCAACACGGCACCCAGUGUGGAGGAGGCCAGCUCCCGAUUUGGGGUAUCGCUGAGGAAGAGGGAGCCCUCGACAGACUCCUGCAGCUCGCUGGGCAGCCCCCCGGAGGAUCUGAAGGAGAAGCUCAUCACUGAGAUCAAGGCUGCCGGCAAGGAGGCUGCUCCUCCCGCCCACCUAGCCAAUGGAUCUGGCAGUGCUCCCGUGGAUCCCGGUUUCCUGCUGGUCACCGAGCUGGCCGAGAGUAUGAAUCUUCCCAAGAAGAACCUGACCAACGGAAAUGGAACUGCCAGUGGCGCUGCCACCGGAACUCCAGGCGGUUUCAAGGCACAGCUGAAGAAAGUGGAGCCCAAGAAGAUGAGUCCUCCAAUGGCCAAGGCGGAGCCCAGCCACAACAUCAUCGACUUCAAGGCCCAUCUGCGCCGCGUCGACAAGGACAAGGAGCCACCACUGUCAAACCCAGCGACGGCUGGAGGAAACAAUGCCAAUGCCAACUCGACGGGCACCCUGAACCGCAAGGAUGACACCAACAAGAAGUUCGUCCAGGCCAUGCAAAAGACUGAAAUCAAAAUCGAUGUUACCAACUCGAAUGUGGAGCCGGACACGGCCACCGAUAAGCCGGCAGCUGGAACAGGAGCCGGAACCGGUGCCGCAGCCGGUGCUGUGGGAGAUGGCAGUGAUCUCGGCAAGCGUCGGAGCACAGGUAGUAUUAAUAGCCUAAAGAAACUGUGGGAGCAGCAGCCGCCGGCGCCCGACUACGCCAGCAGCUCGAUCAUUCAGCAGCAGUCGUCGGCGGUGAAUGGUGGUUGCGGCGCCUCCUCUCUUUCCACCAACCAACUAUCGCCCAAGUACGGGAUGAAAUGUGGCACUCUGCCGGCCAAACCGGGCAACAAACCGCCACCGGCUGCCCCACCACCUCCGCCCCCGCAAUGCACCUCAACUUCCAACCCCUCAACCACCAUUAGUAGCACCACUACCACCAAUACCACUACCACAUCUAGUAGAGAUUGCACUAGCGGCAGGCAGCAGGCCGGCACCACCAUUAAAACUUCUCAUUCAACGCAACUCUUCACAGAUAACGAGGAGCACCAGCACCAGGAGGGAUUCGGCGGAGGAGUAGGAGGCGGCGACAUGACCCAGUCACUGUACGAGCAGAAGCCAAACCUCCCACAGAUUCAGCAGAAGCCAGCAGUGCCCCACAAGCCCACCAAGCUCACCAUCUACGCCACUCCGAUUGCCAAACUCUCCGAGCCGGCCAGCUCCACGCAGAUAUCGCGGGAGAGCAUCCUAGAACUGGUGGGUCUCCUCGAGGGCUCGCUAAAGCAUCCUGUGAACGCCAUUACCGGCUCCCAGUGGCUCCAGCUCAGCGACAAGCUGAACAUUCUCCAGAAUUCGUGUGUGAUUUUCGCGGAAAAUGGAGCUAUGCCACCGCACUCCAAGUUCCAGUUCCGGGAGCUGGUGACGCGGGUGGAGGCGCAAUCCCAGCACCUGCGCUCCGCCGGCAGCAAGAACGUUCAGGACAACGAGCGCCUGGUGGCCGAGGUGGGUCAGUCGCUGCGCCAAAUCUCGAAUGCCCUGAACAGGUAAAUGAUAAGACGGGGGAUGGAGGCGCCCGACCAACAUCAUCCGGGAAUCUGGCUGGAUGCCGAGGGCAAUUUUAUCAAGCGCAAGUGAUGAGCCACAUCCAACCACCCAUCCCCCGGGAUCCCAAAAAAAAAGAUGAUAAGGAGAAGGAGGAGGAGGAGGCGGAAACGGUAUCAAGAAACAGGAAACGAAACUUCAAGCCCAGCGAAGAAGAAUUUGAAGGCGAUCGAAAGCAAGGACGAAAAAAAGGACAUCUACGGACAUACAGCAGCAACUAAAAAUCAACUAAAUUCAAAUUCAAAUUCAAAAAAAAAAACAAGAGGACACCUAUGCAUUGUCCUUGGUAGCGUGUAGUAGUAGCUUCUAUUAUAUAUAUACCCAUAUAUAUCUAGUCAGAUCAGAGCAGAGCCCGACGAACGCUUCCAGAAUCCAGAAAGUAAAAAAAUGAGUUGCUAAGCAAAAUUUCGCGGGAAGAUCCUUGUUUUUAAUUGUAAAGUAAGGGGAUUACCCCCUUAACUUACCCAUAUCCCAAAA